AUGGAUAGGCGAGACGACAUGGCAACGAAACCCAUGAUGAAGUUCUCGAGCUGCCGUGGCGUCGCCUUCGAGCUCAAGCCGUCGCCGCCGAGCCCCUUCGCCGUCGAUGUCUGCCCUGCCGAGCCGCCACCGGCGCCUGCCCCGAGCACCGCCGGCAGGUGGAUCUGGCUGCCUCUGUCGUCGAGCCGUUACUCCUCGUUCUCUAGGAAUGUCAUUCCGGCGGCGAGCGAUGGAGGCUUUGGACGGUCGCGGAGCCGUGCCAGUAGCCACUUCUGCGACCUCGACGUCGUCGGCGACGAUGAGGAGGAUGGCGUGUCCGUCCUUGACGACGGCCACGACGUCGAGAUGGGUGUCGCCGCGGCAGCUGCCGCCGAGGUGGGCGUGAAACCAGUGGUUAAGGCCGCGGCGGCGCCGGCCAGGCAAUCGAGGCUCAGCGUCAUACUGUUCGACCAGGGGCUGUUCACCGUGUACAAGCGCCUCUUCAUGCUCUGCGUCGCGCUGAACGCGGCGGCGCUCGCGGUCGCGGCGGCCGGCCAUUUCCCUUACGCCAAGAGGCACGCCGCCGUCUUCUCCAUGGGCAACAUCCUGGCCCUCACGCUGUGCCGCUCCGAGGCGGUGCUCCGCGGCGUGUUCUGGCUCGCUGUCGCGCUCCUCGGCCGGCCGUGGGUGCCGGUCGUCGCCAAGACCGGUGUCACGGCGAUCCUCCAGUCACUCGGCGGUGUCCACAGUGGCUGCGGCGUGUCCUCGGUCGCGUGGCUGGUGUACGCGCUCGUGCAGGCGCUGCGGCACCGCGACGCGAUGCCGCCGGAGAUCGUCGCCGUCGCGUCGUCCAUCCUCGGGUUGCUCGCGCUCUCCUGCAUGGCGGCGUUCCCGCUCGUGCGCCACCUCCACCACAACGUGUUUGAGCGCACGCACCGGUUCGCCGGCUGGAGCGCGCUCGCGCUGCUCUGGACGUUCGUCGUGCUCUCCGCCGGCUACGACCAGCAGUCCACGUCCUACGUCCCGCUCGCCGGCGCCGCCCUCGCGAGGCGCCAGGACCUCUGGCUCGCGGUCGCCAUCACAUUCUUCACCAUCCUCCCGUGGCUCACCGUGCGCCGCGUGCCGGUGGCGGUGACCGCGCCGUCCACCCACGCGUCGAUCCUAACCUUCCAGGGCGGCGUCAAGGCCGGCCUGCUCGGCCGCAUCAGCCGGUCGCCCCUCUCCGAGUGGCACGCCUUCGGCAUCAUCUCCGACGGGCGCAGCACCCACGCGAUGCUCGCCGGCGCCGUCGGCGACUUCACCCGAGGCCUCGUCACCGACCCGCCGAGCCACCUCUGGGUGCGCGGCGUCCGCUUCGCGGGCCUCCCAUACCUCAUCAACAUGUACCGGCGGGCGACCAUGGUGGCGACGGGCUCCGGCAUCUGCGUGUUCCUGUCGCUGCUGAUGCAGCCGACCCCCGCGGAGCUGUCGCUGGUGUGGGUGGCGAAGGGUGUCGAGGCGAACUACGGCGAGGACAUCAAGGCGGCGGUGACGGGCAGCAAGAACCUGGCCGGGCGGGUGGUGGUGCACGACACGGCGGUCAUGGGGCGGCCGGACGUGCGGGAGCUGGCCGUGGGCGCGGCACGGCGGUGGGGCGCGGAGGUGGUGGUGGUGACGAGCAACCCGGAGGGCAGCAGGGACGUGGUGAGCGGGUGCAGGAAGGCCGGCAUGCCGGCGUUUGGCCCCAUCUGGGAUUCCUGA
Messenger RNA from Oryza brachyantha (malo sina), 1719 nucleotides. RefSeq names its product adenylate-forming reductase 06235. Bases 1 to 1719 code for a protein of 572 amino acids. The record is from RefSeq and is a predicted model, not a curated record. Lineage: Eukaryota; Viridiplantae; Streptophyta; Magnoliopsida; Poales; Poaceae. The transcript has a single exon.